UGUCCCAUACAAAAAGUUUGACAUUUGCCGUGAAAACGUUUAAAGAAAUUGCUAUUUUUGUUUUCUCUUUGAAAAACUAAAUAAAUUAUUUUAAUAUUGUAAAAAAACACUAGAAUUUGUAUAUCUAUUUAAACAGCAGUUAGUUUAAAACGUAAUGGAAACUUUGCUAGAACAGCAAAGGCGUUUUCACGAGGAACGUGAACGUCUGCUCAAACUCAUGGUGGAUGAGUAUGCCAAUAAAAAAGCAAGUGAGAAGGAAAGAAUUUAUUCGGAACACCGGCUUAAGUAUCUAUUGGAUUUACAUCAUAAUUCCACGGAAAAACUAAAGGAACUAUAUGAAGACAAGGAUAAUGAACGUAAAACUGAAAUACAAGCCCUUUCAGGGCCAAAUGAAUUUAAUGAAUUCUACAACAGACUGAAGCAAAUCAAAGAGUUCUAUAAGAAACAUCCCAGCGAAGUUAGCAUACCAUUGUCUGUGGAAUUCGAAGAUUUAGUUAAGGCCUACAGUAAUCCUGAGGAAAUGUCAGCGUUGGUGGAAUUUACGGACGAGGAAGGCGGUGGACGCUAUUUAGACUUGAAUGAGUGCUAUGAAAUGUAUAUUAAUUUGAGGGGAGUGGAAAAGGUCGACUAUAUUACCUACUUAAUGACAUUUGACCAUGUUUUUGAUAUUCCUAAGGAAAGAAAGAAUAAGGAAUAUAAGAAAUAUAUAGAAUCCUUAAAUGAUUAUUUACACAACUUCAUAUUAAGAGUGCAACCUUUAUAUGAUCUGGAAGAGGAGAUGCUUAAAGUGGAUUUGGAAUUUCAAAAGCAGUGGCUGCAGGGUACUUUUCCAGGUUGGGCUUCCAAAGAAACCGAAUCAGCUUUGGCAAAUACUGGUGCCCAUUUAGAUCUAUCAGCUUUCUCUAGCUGGGAAGAAUUGGCUUCCCUGGGAUUGGAUCGUUUAAAAUCUGCCCUAAUGGCUUUGGGACUAAAAUGUGGUGGUACUCUAGAAGAAAGAGCUCAACGUUUAUUUUCCACAAAAGGCAAAAAAACUUUGGAUCCAUCAUUAAUGGCUAAAAAACCAGCUAAAAGUUCUUCCACACAAUCUCGUGAAAACGAGCGCCACAAGGAAAUUGCACAAUUGGAAGCAUACCUAUACAAAUAUGCUGAAUUGAUAUCUGAACAGCGUAGUGCAUCAAAAGAAAAUGUUCAACGUAAACAGGCACGUACGGGCGGUGAAAGAGAUGACAGCGAUGUGGAAGCUAGUGAUUCUGAUAAUGAUGAUGAUCCUGAUGCUGAUGAGGUGCCGUAUAAUCCUAAAAAUUUACCCUUAGGUUGGGAUGGCAAACCCAUACCUUAUUGGUUGUACAAACUACAUGGCUUGAAUAUAAGUUACAAUUGUGAAAUUUGUGGUAAUUACACCUAUAAAGGACCCAAAGCAUUCCAGCGUCAUUUUGCCGAAUGGCGACAUGCUCAUGGUAUGCGUUGUUUGGGAAUACCCAAUACUGCUCAUUUUGCCAAUGUCACACAAAUUGAGGAUGCUAUAACAUUGUGGGAAAAGCUAAAGUCACAAAAACAAUCCGAACGGUGGAUAGCAGAUCAGGAAGAAGAAUUUGAAGAUUCUCUGGGUAAUGUGGUUAAUCGUAAGACGUAUGAGGAUUUAAAGAGACAAGGUUUAUUAUAAAUGCUAAAAACAAGAGAAACAAAUCAAA
This is a messenger RNA of Lucilia cuprina (Australian sheep blowfly), 1691 nucleotides long. RefSeq names its product splicing factor 3A subunit 3 (gene noi). Gene Ontology annotation, cellular component: spliceosomal complex; nucleus. The transcript has a single exon. The coding region runs from base 155 to 1663 and encodes 502 amino acids. Gene Ontology annotation, molecular function: RNA binding; zinc ion binding. NCBI's taxonomy places the organism in Eukaryota, Metazoa, Arthropoda, Insecta, Diptera, Calliphoridae. Gene Ontology annotation, biological process: mRNA splicing, via spliceosome. The record is from RefSeq and is a predicted model, not a curated record.